Acanthosepion pharaonis is the source of this 672-nucleotide messenger RNA. NCBI's taxonomy places the organism in Eukaryota, Metazoa, Mollusca, Cephalopoda, Sepiida, Sepiidae. The record is from the annotation of a GenBank genome assembly.
AUGUCUCUUCUCCCAUCUAUCCAUCCAUCUAUCCAUUCAUCCAUCCAUCCAUCUAUCUCAUCCCCAGUCCCCCAUCCAUCUAUCCAUCCAUCUAUCUCAUCCUCUUUCAUCCAUCCAUCUGUCCAUCCAUCCAUCCAUCCAUCCAUCUCAGUCUUUCAUCCAUCCAUCCAUCUAUAUCUAUCUUUUCAUCCAUCUAUCCAUCCAUCCAUCUAUCUCAUCUAUCCAUCCAUCCAUCUAUCCAUCUCUUCAUCCAUCCAUCUAUCCAUCUCAGUCCCUCUCAUCCAUCCAUCAUCUAUCCAUCUAUCUAUCCAUUCAUCUAUCUAUCCAUCUACAUCCAUCCCAGUCUCUUUCAUCAUCCAUCCAUCUAUCUAUCUCAUCCUAUCCAUCCAUCUAUCUAUCCAGUCUCUCUUUCAUCCUAUCCAUCUCAUCUUUCAUCUAUCUAUCUCAUCCAUCCAUCAUUCAUCCAUCUAUCUAUCUAUCUAUCUAUCUCAUCCUUCAUCUAUCCAUUCAUCUAUCAUUCAUCUAUCUAUCUAUCUAUCUAUCAUAUCUAUCUAUCUCAGUCUUUCAUCUAUCAUCAUCUAUCAUCUAUCUAUCAUAUCUAUCUAUCUCAGUCUCUCUUUCAAUCUAUUUCUGUCAAUCUAUCUAUCUAUCUCAGUCUGGGGCACACAGUGA